AUGCAGCAGAGCAUGCUGGCAGAUGGAGGGUAUGGAUGGGUCUCGUGUCCCUCUAUAUGCAGCAGCAGCACCAACUGCAGCAGCAGCAGCAGCAGCAGCAGCAACUGCAGCAGCAGCAGCACAUGCUGCCGCAGCAGCAGCUACUGCGCUAUCGAUGGCGCUUAUGGGUUCGUCAGGGAGUACUCGCCCGAGGCCCCCGUUGCAGCAGCAGCAGCAGCAGCAGCAGAGCAGCAGCAGCAGCAGCGGCAGCAGCAGCAACGGCAGCCUCACCGCAUCCCCUACAUGCACGGAGCCCCCUGCCACUGGGCCUACUAUGAGGUGGUGGAGCCGCAGCAGCAGCAGCAGCAGCAGCAGCAGCAGCACCACAGGAAGCUAAACGGCCACCCACGUUUGUGGGUAGCUGCUGAUGCCUCACACGAGGUGCAGCAGCAGCAGAUGCUGCUGCAGCAGCAGCACGAGGUGGUGGAGCCGCAGCAGCAGCAGCAGCAGCAGCAGCAGCAGCAGCACCACAGGAAGCUAAACGGCCACCCCCGUUUGUGGGUAGCUGCUGAUGCCUCACACGAGGUGCAGCAGCAGCAGAUGCUGCUGCAGCAGCAGCAGCUGCAGAAGCUGCUGCAGCUGCAGCAGCAACGCGUAGAAGAACUCAUUAGCCCUCCCAGCAGCCCCCAUGGUGCAGCAGCAGCAGCAGAAGCAGCAACAACAACAGCAGCAGCAGCAGCAGCUGCUGCUGCAGGAACAAAAGACAAUUCGGAGGUCGCUGCUGCAACAGCAGCAGCAGCAGCAGCAACUGUAGCAGCAGCAGAUCCCUCAGCAGCAGCAGCAGCAGCAGCAGAAACAUCAUCAGCAGCAAACGUGUCAGGGGCAGCAGCAGACCGAUUACAGCCACCAGCAUCAGCAGGAACAGCAGCAACAGCAACAGCAGCAGCAGCAGCAGCACCAGACAGCAGCAGCCCGUGCCCAGCCAACACCAUCAGCAGCAAACGUUUCAGGAGCAGCAGCCGACCGAUUGCAGCAACCAGCAGCAGCAGCAACAGCAGCAACAGCAACAGCAGCAGCAGCAGCAGCACCAGACAGCAGCAGCCCGUGCCCAGCCAACAGAACUGA
This is a messenger RNA of Eimeria mitis, 1104 nucleotides long. RefSeq lists its product as uncharacterized. The record is from RefSeq and is a predicted model, not a curated record. The coding region runs from base 1 to 1104 and encodes 367 amino acids. The transcript is spliced from 4 exons. NCBI's taxonomy places the organism in Eukaryota, Apicomplexa, Conoidasida, Eucoccidiorida, Eimeriidae.